Messenger RNA from Magnolia sinica, 1292 nucleotides. RefSeq lists its product as uncharacterized. NCBI's taxonomy places the organism in Eukaryota, Viridiplantae, Streptophyta, Magnoliopsida, Magnoliales, Magnoliaceae. The record is from RefSeq and is a predicted model, not a curated record. The coding region runs from base 96 to 1031 and encodes 311 amino acids. The transcript has 5 exons.
UUGAAAUGGGUGGUUCUCGAGCCAUCAUCAUCACUCCCUCCUCGUAUAAGAAGAAAGAUUGAAAAACAUGGCCCGUCGAUUCCAUCAAGAAGAAGAUGGCCGUACUAGGCGCACGUUUACAAACCUACACCCCAGCGCACGUUAUGGCCAACGCGCUCAUACUCCCAACCCCAGCUACUAACCUGAGGAUGAGAGCGUCCAUGUCGACCAUCUCCGCCGCCGCUGCUGCUGCUGCAACGACCACAACCGUUGUCCCUGCGAUCAUCGUCGGAGGCGGAAGGGUCGGUCGCGCCCUCCAGAGCAUGGGCACCGGCCGCGAUCUCCUCGUCGGUCGGGCCGACAAGGUCCCGCUCGAUUUCGACGGCCCGAUCUUCGUCUGCACCCGGAACGACGACCUCGAUGCCGUCCUCCAAUCCACCCCUCAACCUCGAUGGACUGAUUUGGUUUUUUUCCAGAACGGGAUGCUUGAUCCGUGGUUUCAGAGUAAAGGUCUGACCGAAAUAAACCAAGUCUUGGCAUAUUUCGCUGUGUCAAAACUCGGAGAAGCUCCGAUGGAUGGGAAGACCGAUACUAAUCCUGAAGGCUUAACAGCAGCAUUUGGUAAAUGGUCAUCUGCAGUCGCUGCUCGAUUGCAUUCCGGAGGCCUUUCUUGCAAGGUCCUUGAGAAGGAAGCUUUUCAGAAGCAGAUGUUAGAGAAACUGAUAUGGAUUUCAGCUUUCAUGCUUGUCGGGGCCCGUCAUCCAGGGGCUACCGUAGGCAUUGUGGAGAAGGAACACCGGUCUGAGGUUGUUAGCCUCAUUGCGGAACUUGCAUCUGCUGCGGCGGCAGAGUACGGGAUAGUGUUUGACGAUGCCAUGGAUGAGAGAUUGUGUGCUUAUUCGAGGGCGGUCGCGCACUUCCCCACCGCAGUGAAAGAGUUCAAAUGGAGGAACGGAUGGUUCUACUCGCUUACACAAAAGGCAAUCGCCGAGGGGAAGCCGGAUCCAUGCCCUUUACAUACAGCUUGGCUUCAGGAACUCAAGGUCGUGUGAGAGACAUCAGGUUCCACCUACAUUGCCUGUUGUGUUCUUUGGUUGUUUUAUACUGUUACUGAUGAGAAGAGGGACAGAUUGAUGAUGUCAGAGCAGCCCAAAUACACUUCUUCACUAUCGAUAGGUGAAACAUCUCCAAAGUGUCAAAUGUAUCUUGUUAUAAAAGAGCAUUCGUCUGACCGUUACGAACUUUGAAAUGACUGGAACAGUUCAUUUUCACUGAUUUGUAUUUCCACCCUGCAAUCACACUAUUGGGAUUGA